AUGGAAAUGGCGAUCCGUGGAAUUUUGUUUUAUACAUUUUUUGCGGUUUUCACAGAUGUCUGUCAGGGGACUUUAAUGGACUGCGAAGAAGUGCGUAAAGUUUUUCAGUUGAAACAAAUCGGACCUGCAAAAUCAAUACCUGACACGCCGAGAACAGGUUCAGACCUGCAGGUUUGCUUAUCCAGGAAUCUAACAUGCUGCACCAAAAAGAUGGAGGAGCGUUACCAGGUGGCGGCCCGGCGGGAUAUUCAGAACCUUCUCCAGAUCUCUAGCUCCAGCCUAAAGUUCCUCUUCUCACGAAAUGUGGCCGCUUUCCAAGAAAGCGUGGAGUCUCUGGUGCGUCAGGCGGAGAACCACACCCUCUCCAUCCUCCAUCAGUCCCAGCGUGAUCUCUCCAGCCCAGCAGCAUCAGCACCAGUCGGGGAGUUUUUCACAGAAGUGGCUCUGUUCAUCCUGGGCUCUGAGCUCAGUCUAGAAGAGUCCUCUCAGAGCUUCUUCAACGCUCUUUUCCCCUUAAUAUACGAGCGUCUGAUUGACUCCCGUCUGUCUCCUCCAUACGCCGAAUGCCUGCGCUCGUCUGCUCAAGAUCUAGCACCGUUCGGAGCAGCCCCAAUCCGCCUGGCGUCCCAAAUCGCCCAUGCUUCUCUACCUGCUCGCGUGUUUCUCCAAGCGCUCCAUUUGGGCAUCGAGAUCAUAAAUACGACCGAUCACAUCCAGCUGAGCCGCGAGUGCAGACGUGGCCUACUGAGGAUGAGCUACUGCCCGCACUGCAAGGCUCUGACCUCCAGCAAACCCUGCUUGGGAUACUGCCUGAACGUGGUGCGCGGGUGUCUGGCUAACCUGGCUGAAGUGGAUGCCCACUGGAGGGAGUUUGUACGCUCGCUGGAGACGCUGGCAGUACGGAUGCACGGAGAGCUGGAUCUGGAGCAGGUGCUGCUGGGGGCGCAUGAGCUGGUGAGGGACGCUGUGGCGCACGCUCAGAGGAGCACAGCGAGGAUACAUGCGCAGGUGCAACGUGUGUGUGGUCAGUCCAGCAGAUGGACGGAGCCGGUGAACAGCGUCCAGCACAGCACAGGACGAGCAUCAGACUCGAUACCACUGAGAGGAGCAAACAGAAACACAGAGGACUCGCUCAGCAGCCGCAGAACUGAGUUCCUCCACAGUCUGCGUUUAUAUCGCACUUUUUACGGCGCUCUGGCUGAUCAGCUGUGCAUCAGUGAACUGGCCUCUGCAGACGGACGGGCCUGCUGGAACGGAGACGACGUGGCCAGAAGCUAUACUCUGCGAGUGGUUGGCAAUGGGAUUAAAGCGCAGGCUGAAAACCCAGAAGUCAAAGUGAAGGAGGCCGAUCCGGUGAUCAAUCAAGUCAUUGAUAAACUCAAGCACAUCAAUCAGCUGCUGCAGGGCAGGUCGAUCCCAAAACUGGGCUCUCUGGACCAGAUCGAGACGGGCAGCGGAGACGGAAACAGCGGAGACUGUGAUGAUGAGGACGGAUGCUGGGGAUCAGGGAAUGGAGCAGUCCAGAGGAGAGGGACAGUCACUAAAUUGUUUGGCAGCGAAUCCAGACGCUCGCUAUGGAAAAACAAAAGGCGUCAGCGAGGCGUAUCGGCAGGGAGUCGCAUUGAUCUCCAGUAA
Messenger RNA from Danio rerio (zebrafish), 1635 nucleotides. It is a transcript of the gene gpc5a, whose product is annotated as glypican 5a. Lineage: Eukaryota; Metazoa; Chordata; Actinopteri; Cypriniformes; Danionidae. The record is from RefSeq and is marked provisional. Gene Ontology annotation, cellular component: plasma membrane; extracellular matrix. Gene Ontology annotation, biological process: regulation of signal transduction.